Linum trigynum is the source of this 2064-nucleotide messenger RNA. The record is from the annotation of a GenBank genome assembly. NCBI's taxonomy places the organism in Eukaryota, Viridiplantae, Streptophyta, Magnoliopsida, Malpighiales, Linaceae.
AUGGCGAGUCGGGUUAAGGAGGACGAGAAAAAUGAGAGACUAAUCAGGGGGCUUCUCAAGCUUCCGGACAAUCGGAGAUGCAUCAACUGUAACAGUCUGGGACCGCAAUAUGUUUGCACGAAUUUCUGGACAUUUGUCUGCACAACCUGUAGUGGAAUUCACCGGGAGUUUACUCACAGAGUAAAAUCAAUAUCGAUGGCUAAAUUCACCUCCCAAGAAGUUGCUGCGCUUCAGGAAGGUGGAAACAAGCACGCAAGAGAAGUUCUUCUGAAAGACUGGGAUGCUCAGCGUAACUCUUCACCUGACAGCAGUAAUGUGGAUAGACUUCGGGACUUCAUUAAGCACGUGUAUGUUGAUAAAAGGUAUACGGGUGAUAAGAACUAUGGCAAACCUCCAAUAAUGAAGACGGGUGACAGAGAAGAUGUGGGCUCCCGGAGUCCACCAUACGAGGAUGUCUAUGACCGUCGCUCCAAUGAAAGGUCUAGUCCGGGUGGAAGAAGUGAUGACAAAAACUACAGAUAUGGUUAUGAUGAGAGGAGAAGCCCUGGAUAUGAUCAAGAAGGUAGACAGUACAAUGAUUACAGGAAAAGUCCCGCUCGACCAGAGGUUAUCAACGAUUGGCGUCGGGAGGAUAGAUUUGGAAGUGGAAGGAAAGGUGAGGAUCGUAGAAUAUCUGAUGGAGAUUCGAAAUUGGGAGGCCGGUCACCUGAGCGGCCAAAUGAUGUUGGGGGAUCUAGCCCCCCUGUGGUUCGGCCCGUUCGAGAAAUUUUGGGUGAUAGUGUAGUGCCUCUUCGUAUAAGUGAACCACCUAAAGCUAAUGCAGCAAGGGCUGCUGAUGGGUUUGUGGCGACGCAGAGAACUGCCUCUUCAAGCAGCCUUGGGUCUAUGCCUGAGACCCCUGCAGAAGUAAAAGUUGAACCUGCACCAAGCUUAAUCGAUUUUGACUCUGAUCCUGCUCCUGUUGCUGUCGCGGCUGCUCCCCAAGCACAACCGACAACUUCAACUCUACCUGCUCCACCAACUUCAGCUGUGAGCAAUGACAAUAACUGGGCGUCUUUUGAUUUUGCCCCUGCUCCUAAAGCUUCUGAGGCUCCUGUAAACGCCAGUCCGCUGGAUUCUGUUUUAUCUCAGUUGUCAGCUACACCAUCUGUACCCGGUCCCGCACAAAUUAUUCCUAAUGGUACUGGUACAAUGCCUGUGACUGGCAAUGGUGGUAAUGCCCCUGUUCCGGAGGCUGGGCAAUGGGCCACCGCACAGCAUCAACAACCUUCUUUGACCCCUGCUCAAUCUCCCACUCAACAAUUUCCAGCCGUUGGCAAUCAUCCUUGGAAUUCGUCACUACCCCCUAAUGUACAAGCAACUCUGAAUACAACUCCUGGAGGAGGAACAGUUCCGGGUCCUACAUCUGCACAGCCUUCAACAGCUACUGGAAGGAAAGAAUUACCUUCGGAUCUUUUCACUGCAACAUAUCCUUAUUUCCCUGCAAUGGCUCCAGGGUGGCAAACAGGUCCACCUGGUGGUAUGAUGUACCCUAUGCAGUAUGCUAAUGUGCCAGCCCCUAUGCAAUAUGCUAAUGUUCCAGCUCAUAUGCAAUAUAAUAGUGCUGCUGCGCCUAUGCCCACUUUCGUCCAGCAACCCUCGAAAUCAUCAAAUCCAUUUGAUGUGAAUGAGCCAACACCAGCUCAGGCCCAACUUUUUCCUAAUAUGUCAUCCUUGCAAAGUGCUAUACCAAAUGUGGCGCCGCAUUCAGGACUACAACGCGCUUCAAGUCUUGAUAACUCUUCACCAGCAACCUGGAUGCCAAACCAGCCAUCACCUUAUCAAUCAGGAUUGCAUACCCAGUUACAAUCUUACGCAACUACAGCGCCCCCAAGGCCAACUACAUCUCAAGUACCGAGUCACAUGCCAUUGCCUGGACAUCAAGGAAUAGCAGGUUUCGGCGGCGGUGGUGCUGGUGCUGCCUUUGGUGGCUUAAAUUUGGACCAACAUCUGGGUGGCGGAUUCUCGGCUCCAGCUACUACAUUGCAGCCGUUCCCCUCUGCAGGAGGAAACCCUUUCGGAUGA